UAACUCUCAAGAUCAUAAAUCUAAUGAACACUUAGUAAAAUCGGAGGCAAAAAAAGAUGAAAACGAAUCCAGUGCGCCACCAUGUGACCGGACAGAACAAACUGUUUCUGGAAAUACGGAUCAGAUCUCACAUACAACAACUGCUUACGAUAAGGGCAGAGUUUGUCCCGAUCAAGAAAUUGAAGAUAUGAAAAAAAAGAAUCAUCAAGUAUUUCAUUUCUUUACCGAAAUUGAAUCUGUGCAGAUAUUUAAUGCUUUUUAUGCUUA
Racocetra fulgida is the source of this 267-nucleotide messenger RNA. NCBI's taxonomy places the organism in Eukaryota, Fungi, Glomeromycota, Glomeromycetes, Diversisporales, Gigasporaceae. The record is from the annotation of a GenBank genome assembly.